UGGUGCGCUAUGGAUUGCUGAGUAUUACGUCUCUAACCUCAAAUUGAAUAAAUAUAACCUGAAAUAACCGUCUUAUAAUAGUUAAUAAAAAAGACGAUUAUUGUUGAGAAUUAUCAUGUCACUUUGGCGAAGGGGACAGCAAUGGGGAACACUUGCUCGUAUCUGGCAUCUAUAUGAUGCAACAUGGCAAGAUCCAUAUAAAAGUGCAAAACUAAUAAGACAUUAUCUUAUGGGAAUGCAUAAACCAAUAUAUCAUCCAUUGAGUGAUUGUGGAGAUCAUGUAGUAGUAAUAAACAGCAAGGAAAUUGCACUGCGUGGAGACGAAUGGAGAAAACGUGUAUAUUUCCAUCAUAAUACAUAUCAUGGAGGUGCCAGUUGGACACUUGCAUGGGAGUUACAUAACAAGGAUCCAACUUUGAUUAUACAAAAGGCUGUGUACUCAGCAUUACCGAAAAACUUACAACGGAGGCAUACUAUGCAAAGACUACAUGUAAUCCCAGAUGACAAAAUACCCGAAGAUAUGUUGAAAAAUAUUAGCAAUCAAAUCAAACAGCAAAGGCCUGUCCCUGUCCGAUUAGAUCAUAUUCCACAGGAAGAAGUAGACAAAUUCCCACAAAUUUUACGAUAUCCUACUGAUUAUGUUCUCAAAUAACAGGAUUAAUGUAAAUAUUAUAACGAAUGUAUACAUAAUAGUACAUUUAAGCCCAAACUUUAAUUGUUAACUAAAUCAAAUUAUUUACAUAAUUAAAUAAAAAAUAUUUGUGUUUAUUCCAUAA
Linepithema humile (Argentine ant) is the source of this 776-nucleotide messenger RNA. RefSeq names its product mitochondrial ribosomal protein L13 (gene mRpL13). Lineage: Eukaryota; Metazoa; Arthropoda; Insecta; Hymenoptera; Formicidae. Gene Ontology annotation, biological process: translation; negative regulation of translation. Gene Ontology annotation, molecular function: mRNA binding; structural constituent of ribosome. The record is from RefSeq and is a predicted model, not a curated record. Gene Ontology annotation, cellular component: mitochondrial large ribosomal subunit; ribosome.